This is a messenger RNA of Cryptotermes secundus, 11809 nucleotides long. RefSeq names its product cubilin. The record is from RefSeq and is a predicted model, not a curated record. Gene Ontology annotation, molecular function: calcium ion binding. The transcript is spliced from 70 exons. Lineage: Eukaryota; Metazoa; Arthropoda; Insecta; Blattodea; Kalotermitidae. The coding region runs from base 199 to 11445 and encodes 3748 amino acids.
UCCAAUUGUGAAUGAGAGGCUCCAGUGGUGAGUGCAGUUGUUGUUAAGUCAGCAAACUACCAGGGUCUGUGCAUUGUGUUUUUGGCUGUGUGUAUGUUUAAUUUCUUAUAUAUGAGUCAACAUCAAGUGCUGUCACUGUAAUUUAUUCCUGGAAGCUAUAAAAGGUAAAGAAGAAAGACCUGAUGGUGAACAUACACAAUGUUGGAGAUCAUCUGGUCUGUGUUAUUGGUAUUGCUUCCUUUCCUGCUAGAGGCAAGAGGACAGGUUGUUUUUGAUACGCAGCCUAGAAUUCUAGCACAAGAUGGCAAUCUCGUACUAUUUAGUGGUUUGGAUCGGAACAUCACAUUGCGCACUUCAGGUCGUGGCUACGUCAACCUCAAUAAUGAGAACCUUGCAAUGCUUGCUAAGAAGGCAAGAACUGCAUCAGAGACAGUGGAGCAGAUCCGCACUAGUGUUUUGGUGACACUGGAGGAGAAAGUACAAACUUUAUUUGAUACAGUUCUUGGAUCGCAAGGGCUGCAGAUAAAGUUAGCAGCGGUGGAGAGGACUGUAAGGAAUGGCACUGUGCCUGGCAUUGUUAGACCUCUAGGGAGGAGAGUAACAGCUCUAAACAUGAGGGUUGCUCUACUGGAGCGUCAAGUGCGCCAGUUGCGCACACUACUCACUACUAAUGAAUGUGCCAGUAAUCCAUGUCAAAAUGGUGGAACAUGCAUUGACAGUUAUAAUGGAUUCUUUUGCAAGUGUCCCAGCAAUUGGGAGGGUUUGCUGUGCAGUGUAGAUGUGAAUGAGUGUGCACAUUUUGCUGGAACAGAUCUCGGUUGCCAAAAUGGGGCAACAUGCAUCAAUAAGCCUGGCACCUAUGAGUGUGUGUGUGCUAGUGGCUGGUAUGGUGUCCACUGUGUGCGGCGCUCAGAUGACUGUAUGAGCUCCACAUCUGAAGAGCUGUGUGGCCAUGGGACAUGUGUUAGCAUAAAGACCACUGGAAGCAGAAACUACAAGUGUAUCUGUGAUCAGGGAUGGACUACUCAUUCAGGGACCGGUGCCUGCGUGUGGGAUGUUGAUGAGUGUAGCAGCAAUACACGCCCUGCCUGUUCAGUUAACCCAACUGUCCAGUGCAUUAAUGUUCCAGGGUCAUUCUACUGUGGAGCAUGUCCUCUAGGAUACACUGGCAAUGGAUACUACUGUUCUGACAUUGAUGAGUGCCAGGUUAAUAAUGGAGGCUGCAGUCUUUCUCCACUGGUGCAGUGCAUCAACACUCAGGGCUCCCGUGUAUGUGGUCAGUGUCCUCCAGGCUAUCAGGGAGAUGGACAAGUGUGUACCUUCCGUGGGGUCUGUGCAAUUGACAAUGGUGGCUGUCACCCACUGGCCCGCUGCCUGGACAACCCUCGUAUCAGUCAGUCAUAUGUUGAAUGCAUCUGUCCCAGUGGAUAUGUGGGAUCUGGUGUUGGCCCCGCAGGCUGUAUGCCAGCAUCUGGUGGUGGCAGUACAGGUGGAGGAAGUGUGAACUCAUGCGAUGCUAUCCACUGUGUGAAUGGUGCAUGUGUAAUAAACUUCGCUGGUCUACCGAUGUGUGUGUGUCAUUCUGGAUACACAGGGAGUUUAUGUAAUGUGCCUGUCGACCCAUGUUCAAGUCAGCCUUGUCAGAAUUCUGGCACUUGUGUACAGAUUGGUGUCACUGGGUAUCGGUGUGUUUGUACAGAAGGGUUCAGAGGUUCCAAUUGUGAGGAAGAAGAACAGACUUGUGGUGGUGAUCUGUUUGGUCUGUCAGGCAGACUUCAGUACCCACACUCUGGCAGCAUAGAGUAUGGCCACAAUGUGAACUGUGCAUGGCGCAUUACUACCAACACUACAAAAGUGCUACAGUUGAAUUUCACAAAGUUUGAUAUAGAGCAUUCUCCAAAUUGUCAGUUUGACUUCUUGCAGAUCCACGAUGGCAGAUCAGCAGGAGCUCAUAUGCUGGGACGAUAUUGCAACAGCAUUCCAAAUAUCACAUCAACCCACAACAAGAUCUACUUAUGGUUCCGCACAGAUCACUCCAAUGCUCGCAGUGGGUUUUCUCUCACCUGGAACUCUACAGACCCAGUGUGCGGUUCAGCGAACCCAAUUUCCUUUACAACACAUGGAACCUUGUCAUCACCUGGUUCUCCAGGCCGGUACCCCAACAACCGCGAUUGUUUUUGGACAUUACUUGCUCCAUCAAACCGGCGCAUUCAGUUCCACUUCUACACAAUGCAGAUUGAGGCAUCUGCUAACUGUAGCAAUGACUACCUUGAGAUUCUGUCAGGAUGGCAGAUGAACCGAUUUGCAGUGUACUGCAAUAUGUCCCACCCAAGGCCACUUACAAUGCCUGGUAACCAGGCCACUGUGCACUUCCAUACCAAUGAAGCAGUGAAUGAUGCUGGCUUUCAGCUCUCUUACUCCAGCAUUCAAGGUUUUCCAGGUUGUGGGGGUGUGCUGACCGCACCCUCUGGUGACAUUCUCUCCCCAAAUCAUCCUGACAGGUACCGUGAAGAUAUGGACUGCGAAUGGCAUAUUCAGUUGCCAGUUGGUGAGCGGAUACGCCUUACAUUCCUGACUUUCUCACUUGAAGAUUCACGUGGCUGCUUGUUUGACUAUGUUGCCAUAAGAACAGGUUUGGACCAGAGUGCUUCAACUGUGGGACGCUACUGUGGUAACAGCCUACCCAGUCCAUAUACAUCUGUUGGGAAUGAGCUAGUUUUGUAUUUCAAGUCAGAUUGGUCCUUCAGUGGUGAAGGCUUCCACAUCAAAUAUGAAGCGUUGUGUGGUGGUGUAUUCAGUGAGCCUAGUGCAGUGCUCAAAUCUCCAUUCUACCCCAAUUCAUAUCCUACAAACCGUAUCUGUAUUUAUGAAAUAGAACUGCUCCCUGGGCAGGCAGUGGAGCUCUGCUUCCAAGACUUUGAAGUGGAGGACACAUCCUCACCCCCAUGCCUUUAUGACUAUCUUGAGAUUCGUGAUGGUCACAAUGAGAACGCCACACUGCUGGGUCAGUAUUGUGGGGGACGGGAUCAGUUUCCCAGUCCAUGCAUCACAUCACAGUACAACUUCCUUUGGCUCAAGUUCAAGACAGAUGGAUCCGUAUCAAACCGUGGAUUCUAUGCCAACUACUCCUCUAUCGAUGUUGGAUGUGGAGGCAUUCUGAAGCAGCAACAGGGCACAAUCCAGUCUCCAAACUACCCAUUGGUUUACCCAAAUGAUCACACAUGUCGGUGGAUAAUUGUUGGGGCACUUAACACUGUGGUGCAACUAACUUGGCAGUCAUUUCGUCUGGAGGGUAACCCUUACAGAGGUAACAGAGAUGACUGCCCUUAUGACAAGGUGGUCGUGUUUGAUAACAGCUCUGUGCCUGAACAUGGUGGAAUCAUGGGCAUUUACUGUGGCAGCACUCUUCCCCCUGUACUAACCACAACAGGCAAUGUGAUGUCAAUUAUUUUCAAAACUGACUACAGUGCCUCCAGAGAGGGUUUCUCGGCAACAUACACAACUUUGGACUCUUCAAGAAUGUGUGGUGGGACAUACUUCACCAGUAAGGGCAUACUGCAAUCUCCAAACUACCCCAACAACUACCCUCACAACAAGGACUGCCAAUGGAUUAUAUCUGUUCCUACUGGACAGCAGAUCAAGUUGAAUGUUACAGACUUUAUUUUAGAGGGAGGUUCCAACUGUCGCUAUGACUACCUUGAAAUCAGGAAUGGAGGAUCACAGAUGGCACCACUGAUUGGCAGAUAUUGUGGUACUACGAUUCCUAGAAGCAUUCCAUCAUUGAGCAACCAGCUAUUUCUACAAUUUGUGUCAGACAAUUCUGGCAGACAAAGAGGCUUCCGUAUCACUUGGGAUGGAACUGCCACUGGCUGUGGAGGUACACUGACUGCACCUACUGGAUCCCUCAUCUCCCCCAACUAUCCUGAGGCCUAUGGCCACUCUGGGGAGUGUUUCUGGAGAAUUUCUGUGAGCAGAGGCAGCGUCAUCCAGAUUGUGUUUGUUGACCUUGAACUGGAGAGCCAUCCCACUUGCCGGUAUGAUUAUAUUGAGGUGUAUGAUGGGAGGGAUUCAUCUUCCAAAAAGAUUGGCCGCUACUGCUCCGCCCCUCCUUUGCUUUUACGCUCAACGUCAAACCAUGUGUUCAUCAAAUUUCGUUCAGACUUGAGUAUUACAGGACGAGGUUUCCAUAUCCGUUAUCAGACAGAUUGCAACACUGUUGUGACUGGAUUCAGUGGGGUGAUCGAGAGCCCUAAUUUUCCAUCCCAGUAUCCAGAUGGAUUGGACUGCACUUGGAACAUCACAGCACCCAGAGGGAACAAGAUUAAUGCCACAUUUUCACACUUUCAGUUGGAAGUCACCUACUGGUUAUGGGGGCCUCGUCUUAUGAUAAAUAAUUGUUCACAAGAUUAUGUUGAGGUGAAGGAAGGAGACAGUGCAGCACCAGACACAGUACUGAUGUCCAGGAGGUGUGGAUCUGACAUCCCAGGCCCCAUUCACUCUUCCAAGAAUCAUAUGUAUGUUCAUUUUUUCUCAGAUUCUUCUGUCACACAUUCUGGAUUCCGAAUGGAAUGGAUUGUGGAUGGCUGUGGUGGAAUCCUGAGGAAACCUUCUGGAGGGUUUACAUCACCUGAUUAUCCUCGAGGUUAUCCUAUUAACACAGUGUGUGAGUGGACAGUUAUAGUGGACUGGGGCCAGAGUGUGGAGCUGACUAUCAAGGACUUCAGCAUGCAUAAUGCUCCAAACUGUUUCCUUGAUUCUCUGACUGUCUACUCGGGAACAGAUGACUCAGGUCCGCAACUCUUGCAGAUGUGUCACACUUCUGACAGAGAGGUGCUGACAUCCAGUGGCAACUCCAUAUUUGUGAGAUUCAAAAGUGACAUCACGUAUAGUGGAAAAGGAUUUAGUGCCUCUUACAGAACAGUGAACUCAAAGUGUGGAGGAAAAUUCACUGUCCCAAAGGGUAGUAUCCACUCUCCCAACUACCCUGACAAUUACGAUAAGAACCUAGACUGUCGUUGGCUGAUAGAGGUUGAUAAAAACUAUGUCAUCUGGUUUGCAUUCAUUGACUUUGACAUGAACCGCAUGCUGCACUGUGUAGACAACUUUGUGAAGGUUUACGAUGGGAACAGUACCAAUAGCACAUUGCUGUUUUCUGACUGUGGUAACAGCCUACCAGAUUUCAACAACUUCACAUCAACUGGUAACCAGCUACUUAUCCACAUGCAGACCAGCAACAUGCUGACAGCAAAGGGCUUCCUAGCCAAUUACUCCUUGGCUUGUGGGGCACGCAUCAUGGCCGAAGAUACUGGGAUAAUAAGAACACAUAACUCUAUUUUCUCGGAUGAAAACCUUAACUGCUCAUGGAUUAUUAUUGCUCCAAAUCCAGAGGAUCGAGUGACACUUACAGUCAAUGAAAUGAAUUUGAGACCAAACUGGGAUGGUGUUUGGACUGAAGGGUGCCCAUAUUAUCGUGUUGAUGUGAGGGAUGGAGAUGAUGCAGAAGCACCUCUGAUAGGAAGUUAUUGUGGUUCCAAGGCUCCACCACACCUAACAUCUCAGGGAUCUGCUAUGUUUGUGCAGAUCUAUUCAUUGUAUGGGGGUGACGCUGUAACUUUUGCUGCUACAUACUCGGUCCUGAGCUCUGCGUGUGGUGGAAAUCUGUCAUCAGAGCAUGGCUCAUUUGCAUCACCUGGCUAUCCGAACAGCUAUCCUAUGGAGUCUGACUGUGUUUGGUACAUUGGGACAUCACCAGGUAAUCGCGUGCUGAUAAGCUUCAGUCUGUUUGAACUGGAAACCAGUGAUUUCUGCAAUGAAGACUAUGUAGAACUGCGUAAAGAUAGUGCAGUAGGAUCAUUGAUUGGUAUAUACUGUGGGAGUGACAUACCCAGCAAUAUCACUGCAGCUCAUAACAUGUGGAUCAAGUUCCAGAGCAGUGGAACAGGCACUGCACGCGGAUUCAUAGCUGAUUAUAGCAUGUUGCAUGGCAAUGACCUCAGUGGUCCAGCAGGACAGGUGGCAUCACCACUCUAUCCCAGCUCUUACAGGCGUUAUGGUUCAUUCUCCUGGAGGAUCAUGGUGGAUAUUGGCCAAGCAAUUGCUAUAACUUUCAAGGAAUUCUUCAUUGAGUUUUUCUUUUCAAAUUGCAUCGCCUCUGUUGCUGUCUAUGACGGGUUUGAUCAGACUGCACCAUUACUCUUCAAAGGAUGUAGAGGUGAUUUACCAGACCCAUUCACAUCAAGUUCUAACAUUGUUUACAUUUUGUUUGAGUCAGUUCCUGUCCAUCAUGGCUCAAAAUUCCUAUUGGAGUGGCUGCAGGUGGACAGGCAGAUUACCAGUGUGACUGUACCACCACCUACAGUUCCAGGAUGUGGAGGUUUGGUAAGCCUGCAGAUAGGCAGGAACCACUCUAGUGAGAAAGUCACAUUCACCAGCCCAGGGUAUCCUGAGGGCUAUGCUCCCAUGCUGAACUGUGAGUGGAUCUUUGAAACCCCACCAGGUUAUCACCUGAGCUUAGUUUUCCAUGACAUGGACCUAGAGCAGUCUUCAUCCUGCUACCUCGACUAUGUGCAGGUGUACAAAGGUCGACGAGGGUUGCCUGACUGGAGGCUCAUGAAGACACUCUGUCUGCCAAAUGCAACUUAUGAGUUAAUUGAGUCCACAAACCUGAUGAAAGUUGUGUUUCACUCAGACUAUUAUGUAAACAAAACUGGUUUCAAAGGAAAUGUUAACAUAGUGUGUGGUGGAUUGCUUACUGGACCAAAUGGUGUGAUUGACAUGCAAAAUGAGACUCGAGCACUCCAUUGGUUCUACACAUACCAUCAUCUGCAGUGUGAAUGGAAUAUCACUGUGCGAGUGGGCAGGACUAUAGCAGUUGAGUUCCCUGUGUUCAAUGUUCCAUCAAGGAAUACAUCUUAUUGUGCAGAGAACUCCAUUGUGCUAAGGAAUGGAAGAUCCCGCAACUCUCCAAUGUUGGGACAGGGGAGAUACUGUGGCACACAACUUCCAAGAGAUAUACCUGAGACAUCAGCAAAUGAACUAAGUGUUACAUUCAUAGGUUUAUCAGCAGCAGCAAUAUUCAAGUUGGUUUACCGAGAAGUGUCAGUGGCUUGUGGUGGUCGCAUAGUGCUUUCUGCAGAAUAUGACUCAACUGUGAUCAUGUCACCACGAUACCCUAAUGUUCCACCACCACAUACUGAGUGUGAGUGGAUCUUCAUGGCUCCUGCGGGUGAGAGGCUGCAUUUGGAGUUCUUGGAACGGUUUGAUGUAACCUCUUCACCAGACUGUCAGCUAGCAUUUGUGGAGCUGCGUGAUGGAGCAACUGUCAAUUCAGAGCUUAUCAACACAUUUUGCAAAGGAAUUCCAAGCUCUCAGUACACAACAGGCAACAUGUUGUAUGUCCGUUUCUUCACAAAUGCCCCUGAACCCAAGAAUGGAUUCAAAGCCAGUGUUGGUAUAGCAACUUGUGGAGGCACCAUUAGAGGUUAUGGAGGCCAUGUUACAUUACCAACCUACCCAGGGCAAUACCCCAAUAAUUUGGACUGUACAUGGCGACUCAUUGGACCACCAGACCACUAUUUGGUGCUUUGGUUUGAUGAACUGAGUAUGCCAUACUCUUAUAAUUGCACAACAGGUGACUACGUAGUUGUGACAGAACAGAUGCCCGUCAACAGCUCAGUGAAUGAGCUUGUGAGAUUCUGCGGUUCCUCUUCAAAUACUACCCAAAGUUUCAACAGUACAUCCAAUGAGGUGACUGUUCUCUUCCACUCAGAUGAUCGCUCUGAGAGCUAUCAUGUGAGACGGGGGUUUUCCUUAAGAUUCAAUGCCAGUCAGGAAGCUUGUGGAGGUCAGUUGGAGGGCCCUACUGGGGUAUUUGAGAGCCCAGGCUACCCCUCAACACGAGGUUACCGGCGCUACUGUAUGUGGAAAAUAGUUGUACCAGUUGGGCGCAGAGUGAAAGUAGAGCUGCUUGACUUUGAUCUGGAGACCUCAGUGCAGGCAUAUAAGCACCGACUGAUCUUCUAUGAUGGUCUAUAUUCCCUCUAUCUGAAGACAUUUCAUGCAACAAGCGAACCUGAGGUUGUGAGAUCCACAAGUAACUCUAUGGCCGUCAUUUUUAUUUCACAUCACAAUGUGGGACACCGUGGCUUCAGAGCACGUUACACAUCAGAUGAAGCGUCACCAUGUGUUGGUGACCUUAAUGGUGACAGUGGUUACAUCUAUCCCCCUGCCAGAUCCUUGAAUCUGGUAUCCUUUCAUUGUGAGUGGGAGAGAAACCUCCAAACAAACAUGAACAAGACCAUUGCCUUCACACUAUUGAAUGGUACUAUCAGUUCCACGAGCUCUCAGCGCUGCUAUCACCACUGGGAUUCUGUGUGGUUUACUGCAGGAAGCGGAGUGUAUCUGGGACACUUCUGUGGCAACUUCACAAGUCCUGCCAGGAUCCUCAGCCCUUUCAUGAAUGUGGUCAUGAAGGCAACACAGAGUUCUAGUGGAACAGUGGACUUCAUGUUGCAGUAUUCCACAUUUGAUUGUGGAGGUUCAAUCUCUGGUCCUGUAGAGGUGGUGACAAGUCCUAUGGCAUCCAAUGGGAUGUACCCGCCAAACACUGCAUGCGUGUGGGAUGUCACAUAUCCUUCAGGGUCUGUCAUAAAUAUAACAUUCGUCGCCAUGAGGCUUGAGAGUGACUGCAGCCAUGAUUACCUUCGUAUUCGGAAUGGACCACGUCCGUCAUCUCCACUCAUCAACACAUACUGUGGUACCAACAUCCCAAUGCCAGUUCUGUCAGAAUCCAAUGCUUUAUGGAUUGAAUUCUAUUCUGAUGGUUCCAAUGAAGACCAAGGAUUUGUCCUGAGGCUGGAGUCUGUGUUUGAAGGUUGUGGAGGGCUGCUGCAUACCAAAGGCAACACAUUUACUUCCCCUAAAUACCCAGGGAAGUAUCCACCAAAUUCAGAGUGUACAUGGGACAUCCAAGUGAAAGAUGGCUACUUUAUCUCUCUUAGCUUCAUAGAGCGCUUUGAUAUAGAGCAGUCAACAGAAUGUUCUGAAGACUUUGUGCAGGUGUUUGAUUUUGUGAAUGAUGAAUGGGUGUCCCUGCUGAAGCUUUGUGGUAGGGAUCUACCUGCCAUGAUCAAUUCAACAGGAUCACAGAUGCGAGUAUUGUUCCAUAGCAAUGCAAGAGGCAGCAAUAAUGGGUUUAAGGCGACAUUUGAUAUUAAGUGUGGUGGUGUGAUUUCUGGCAAGCCAAGUGGGCAGAUUGUGUCCCCUGGUUUUCCUCAGCUCUAUGAUGCCAAUCUUCAGUGCAACUAUACAAUAGAUUAUCCAGACAGAUAUAUCAACUUGGAGUUCACCUCAUUUGAUUUGGAAAGGAAUGACAGAUGCUACUUUGACUGGGUAAAGAUAUUCCAGCGGGCGCCCUGGUCAACCUCACUAGAAGAGAUUGGCAAGUACUGUGGGUCGACUAUCCCACCACCCAGACGGAUCAAGAACAUGGUUUUGAUUUCCUUCAAGUCUGACUCCACCUAUCAAGCCCAGGGUUUCCAGCUCAAGUAUGAAGUUGACAGCUGUGGUGGACGUGUGACAAGACCUGGCAUCAUUGAGACCCCCAGCUUCAUGGGAAGGUACUAUGAAGAAGCAAACUGCUCUUGGAACAUUACAGCACCUCCAGGCCAAGUCGUAUUACUCAGAUUCUCUAGAUUUUUCGUGGAGUCCAGCCUGCAGUGCCUCUAUGACUUUGUGCGAGUGAUUGAUGGGGACAGCUUUAGUAAUGACAGGGUGAUAGCACAGAUAUGUGGUGACCACAGCAACUCACCACCUGUCUUGGAGUCCACUGGCAACAAAAUGCUUGUUCACUUUCGGUCUGACUACAGUCGAAAUUUUCCAGGUUUCACAGCAGCUGUUAUUUUCAAGACAGCUUGUGGUGGGACUGUGCAAGUGAACAGCACAGCCGGCAACCUGAGGCCUGUUACCACAACAGACCCAUUCAUGUACUGUGGGUGGUUGAUAUUAGGAUCACGUGAUCAGCAGAUCCAACUGUCUGUGACAUCUCUCAACCUUACACCAUGCAGCAAUCUCAGCAACAAUACCACACGUGUUGACAACUGCUCAUGUUCAUUCUUGGAGGUCCGUGAUGGUCCUGGUCCAGUGUCAGAGUUGAUUGAACGCAUCUGUGGUAACACACUCCCUCCUACCAUCACUUCAUCAUCCAAUCAGAUGUGGGUGUCAUUAACGUCAGAGACUGGAGUUAAUGCAAACACAUUCAAUGCUAUUGUCAGUGGGGUUGGUUCUGUGUGUGGGUCACCCAUACGGAAUGUGACCAGUGUGCCACAGGAUCUAAUAUCCCCAGGCUACCCAUCCAGUUAUCCUGCUAAUGCAAGAUGCCGUUGGAUCCUCACCAGUAAUGAGUAUCGGCGGUUUGAUCUGCAUUUUGUCGAUUUAGAUAUUGAAGCCAGUACCAACUGCACUGCAGAUUAUUUGACAAUAGAGGAUGUCCAUGUUCCAUAUGGUCAUAAUGUGAUCACAGAAGGACUUGGCCAGAAUUAUGUCUUCAACGGUGGUGCACCAGACCGUUACCACUCCUUUUCCAAUGGUGUCCGUUCUCCACAGAUCAAGGCAACAUUCUGUGGGCGUGGGCUGCCCAUUGACUACUACUCUCAACAGAACACUGUUCAGGUUACAUUCCAAAGCAAUUCAGCCAUGUCAGGCAAGGGAUUCAAGUUACGCUACGCAUUUGAAGGCUGCAACAGAAAUUACACAGGGAUGCAAGGCCGCAUCCUAAUGCAGACAGUUCCUAGUGAGUGUACUUUGAUGAUCCAGGCGCCAGCCAACUUUACCAUUGCACUCUAUUUCCUGAGUUUCUACAUACAACAAAGUGAGCAGUGCUUGGAGACUUCUCUUGAGGUACGAGAUGGACCCACUCGAAACUCUCCUCCACUGGCUCGUCUUUGUGGCUAUGCAGUGCCCAAUCCAGUCUUCUCAACAGGAAAUGCACUGCUGCUUUUAGCCUCAGGCACAGCAUCUUAUACCCACUUUGAUAUCACAUAUACUACCACUGAUAAAGGACAGGGGUGUGGCGGCAAAUUAUUCAACUAUGGUGGUGUGUUCACAAGUCCACUAUACCCCAACAACUACCGAAACAGUUCACAGUGCCGCUGGGAUGUGUCAGUGCCCAUUGGGACUGUGACUCUCCUGAAGUUUACAGUGUUUGACAUUGGACCACGUAACACAUGUGACUCAGACUUUGUGGAGCUGUAUGAUGUGGACAUAGAGAACAAUGUGGAAACAUUCAAGACACGCUAUUGUGGAGAGGACAAUCCUGUGCUACAUGAAGGCAGCACUGGCACUGUCUCUGUGAUCUACACAACGAGUGUUCACAAUGGAGGAACUGGCUGGGUGGCAAGGUUCACAGCAAAGCAUCCAGGAGCAACAGUCGCAGAUGAUAAUUGGUAGCAGCAGUAUCCUCUCUUUCCAAAUAUAAGUUUUUAAAUAUUUUGUUAUGCUUAAAUUGUCAUUAAGUUAAUUUACAUGUAUUUAUACUUUCUGAAACAUAAUGAAUUAUUUGUGCCACAUGAUGUCACUCUAUUUUUGUAUGUACUCCAUCUGCUAUGGGAACAAGGGUGCAUCAUGAUCAUCAUCAGUUACUGGAGACCAUUACAUCAUGUUUAGGAAGUUACUAUGUUGUAUUUACAACACACUUCUAGCAUAUUUUAAUGAGACAUUGUUAAACGAGCCUCUGAAGAUGGUCCUGUAGGACAGAAACCUGUAUGGCAAUUUUGUUCACUCAACAUUUUAAUAAAACACUUGUUACAUUUGA